AUGUCCCGGGCAGCGGCUAUCGCCAGCUCCCUGAUCCGCCAGAAGCGGCAGGCAAGGGAGCGGGAGAAGGCGAAUGCUUGCCGCGGCAGCGGCAGCCCGAGCAACAGCAAAGGCACAAACGAGAAGCCGAGCAAGCUGAAUGUGUUCUCGCGUGUCAAAUUGUUUGGAUCGAGAAAGAAACGGAAGAGAAGGCGACCACCAGAGCCCCAGUUAAAGGGCAUUGUGACCAGGCUUUCCAGUCGCCAGGGUUUCCAGCUGCAGAUGCAGCCUGAUGGCACUAUUGAUGGAACCAAGGAUGAAGACAGCACCUACGCUGUGUUCAACCUGAUCCCAGUGGGGCUUCGUGUGGUGGCCAUCCAGGGUGUCCAGACCAAACUCUACCUGGCAAUGAACAACGAAGGCUUUCUCUACACCUCUGAACAUUUUACCCCGGAGUGUAAGUUCAAGGAGUCUGUGUUUGAGAACUACUACGUGACCUACUCCUCCAUGCUGUACCGGCAGCAGGCCUCAGGCCGGGCCUGGUAUCUCGGACUCAACAAGGAGGGUGGAAUCAUGAAGGGGAACCAUGUCAAGAAGAACAAGGCCGCUGCACACUUCAUACCGAAACCGCUCAAAGUGGCCAUGUACAGGGAGCCCUCCCUCCAUGACCUGACAGAACUCUCACGGUCAGGCAGUGGCACGCCGACCAAGAGUCGCAGCGCUUCGGCCCUACUUAAUGGCGGAGGGAAGACGCCCAGCAACAAUGACUUGUCCUAGCCCCCCCACCCCUCACACACGCACAGAUAUACAAGCACACACACAAACACACCUACACACACCUACACGCACACACACACACACACACAUAAACACACACACACAGAUCUCAGGCCAACAUGCCCACACAUCAGACUGGUGAGGGGUUGGAGGAAGCGAAGAGUAAAUGAAGGACGACAGGAAUGUGUUCUUCCACUUAACGGAGCCCACUGUGACUGACUGUGAUGUAAAUAAAUUAAGGACAAUCAAUCCGUCUGACUCUGCUGCUCUGGUCUCCAGAGGGACAGGACCUGUGAAUCUCUUCCCUUGACUACUCUUCCUGCUGUAUCAUACCCAGAUAGAACAAGGGAGGGAGAGAAAGAAAGAAAGAAAGAAAGGGGGGAUUGAGUGAGAGUCAGUCAGUCAGUCACACAGUCCUAUAAACAGACUGUUACAGAGAACCAAAGAGUCCAACUAAGUUAUUGCUAUGAAAAGGCAAGUGGUAAGAAAGUUACAGAGCGACAAAGGAGGGAAGAAAGUCUUUAUCUAUUCUACCGUACGCUAUGUUUACACAGAGCUCAUGGGGUUAAGUCAUAUUUUUAAAAAUGACGAACGUAUUCCUUGUACACUUAUGAGGACUGAUCAUUUGUUUGCAUGCAUGUGCGCCUGUGUGUGAAUGUGUGUGUGUGUGAGUAUGUGUGUCUGUGUGAGUGGCCAAGUACAUGCUGUGCUUGAAGUAGGUGUGUUGUGCGUGUGUGUGUGGGCGAGUGAGAGCGAGUGUGAGCGCACGCAUGUGUCUUGGGGGGGAUUUUACCUUUUUAAGAUCUGUUGUAUAUCAGACAAACCUCCUGAGGGCUUUAGCAGGUUAAAAUAAGGUUUACUGUAUAUGCUUCCAUGCUUACUUCUUACAAGCAACGCUGUUGUUUAUCUUUCCGUUUGUUGUUGUUGUCCCUUGCCGUUUGUUUGUUUGUUUGUUGUUGCAUGGAAGCUUGUGGACCUCUGCUCAGUAGCCGCAUGCUGAAGGUCCUUUUUUUCUGGUCUUAUGUGUUCCUGACCAAAAGAGAACACUAGUGAGCCAAUAGUGUCAUACCACAACACUAGUGAACCAAUGUGAGGGUGUUAGAACACUACUGGACCAAUAGUAUUGCACCAGAACAUGAGUGGACCAAUGGUGUUGGACCAGACCUUUGGUGAACCAAUGGGAGCACAGAUUAACUUAACAUUUUGGUUCCUGCUGUGGACAAACUAGAA
Toxotes jaculatrix (banded archerfish) is the source of this 1986-nucleotide messenger RNA. It is a transcript of the gene fgf13b, whose product is annotated as fibroblast growth factor 13b. Gene Ontology annotation, biological process: fibroblast growth factor receptor signaling pathway; regulation of cell migration; cell differentiation. Lineage: Eukaryota; Metazoa; Chordata; Actinopteri; Toxotidae. Gene Ontology annotation, molecular function: fibroblast growth factor receptor binding; growth factor activity. Gene Ontology annotation, cellular component: cytoplasm. The transcript is spliced from 5 exons. Bases 1 to 756 code for a protein of 251 amino acids. The record is from RefSeq and is a predicted model, not a curated record.